This is a messenger RNA of Dinoponera quadriceps, 1539 nucleotides long. It is a transcript of the gene AP-1mu, whose product is annotated as AP-1 complex subunit mu-1. The coding region runs from base 167 to 1435 and encodes 422 amino acids. Gene Ontology annotation, molecular function: clathrin-cargo adaptor activity. Gene Ontology annotation, cellular component: clathrin adaptor complex; clathrin-coated vesicle. The record is from RefSeq and is a predicted model, not a curated record. Lineage: Eukaryota; Metazoa; Arthropoda; Insecta; Hymenoptera; Formicidae. Gene Ontology annotation, biological process: intracellular protein transport; vesicle-mediated transport. The transcript has 2 exons.
CUUCGUGGCGACCCACAGUGGCAGUCUAGCGGCGCAAGGAGGUGGGUUAGUUUCUUCGUCGCUCGAUAUUGUCGUUUGGAUCUCAAGGAAAAUCACGCCCCCUAAAUGUAAACGGUAUCGAGGAACCACUCGUGGGAGGAUUCGUUUCGUCGUGCACCGAGACAAGAUGUCGACAUCGGCGAUAUACAUUCUGGAUGUGAAGGGCAAGGUGUUGAUCUCACGGAAUUACCGCGGCGACAUCGAGACCGGCGUCAUAGAGAAGUUUAUGCCGCUGGUGAUGGAGCGCGAAGAGGAGGGCAAUCUCACGCCCAUCAUCCAGACACCGGAGUGUACUUACGCGUACAUCAAGUAUAACAACCUGUACAUCGUGUCCACCACGAAGAAGAACGCGAAUAUAUCCUUGGUGUUCGUGUUCCUGCACAAAGUGGUGCAUGUCAUGCAGGAGUACUUCAAGGAAUUGGAGGAGGAGAGUAUACGAGACAACUUCGUCGUCAUCUACGAGCUGCUGGACGAGCUGCUGGACUUUGGCUAUCCUCAGACGACCGACAGCAAGAUACUGCAGGAGUACAUCACCCAGGAGGGCCACAAGCUGGAGAUUCAACCGAGAAUCCCCAUGGCUGUGACGAACGCGGUCUCAUGGCGGUCGGAGGGCAUUAAAUACCGCAAGAACGAGGUCUUCCUCGACGUGAUCGAGUCGGUGAAUCUCCUGGCGAACGCCAACGGCAACGUCCUGAGCUCCGAGAUCGUCGGCGCCAUAAAAAUGAGGGUCUACCUGUCGGGGAUGCCGGAGCUGAGGCUGGGCCUGAACGACAAGGUGCUGUUCGAGUCGACCGGACGCGGCAAGUCCAAGUCCGUGGAGCUGGAGGACGUCAAGUUCCACCAGUGCGUGAGACUGUCGCGCUUCGAGAACGACCGUACGAUCUCGUUCAUCCCGCCGGACGGCGAGUUCGAGCUGAUGUCGUAUCGGCUGAACACGCACGUGAAGCCGCUGAUAUGGAUCGAGUCGGUGAUCGAGCGGCACGCUCACAGCCGCGUCGAGUACAUGAUAAAGGCGCGCUCGCAGUUCAAACGGCGCUCGACCGCCAACAACGUGGAGAUCGUGAUACCUGUGCCGAACGACGCCGACUCGCCCAAGUUCAAGACCACGAUCGGCAGCGUCAAGUACUCGCCGGAGCAGAGCGCCAUCACGUGGAUCAUCAAGUCCUUCCCGGGCGGCAAGGAGUACCUGAUGCGGGCCCACUUCGGCCUACCCUCGGUGGUCGGCGAGGACGUCGAGGGCAAGCCGCCCAUCCAGGUGAAGUUUGAAAUCCCAUACUUCACCACGUCGGGCAUUCAAGUGCGCUACCUCAAGAUCAUCGAGAAGAGCGGCUACCAGGCGUUACCGUGGGUGCGCUACAUCACUCAGAACGGUGAUUAUCAGCUGCGGACGAAUUAGAUGCGGCACUCGCGAGAGUACUUCAUUCAAAUGACGCUCGAUCUAUCUUUUAAACGCGACGAUACUGCGUCCGACGGAAAAGAGAGGAAGAAGGAGAGAAAAAA